Rattus rattus (black rat) is the source of this 2621-nucleotide messenger RNA. RefSeq names its product syntrophin beta 2 (gene Sntb2). Gene Ontology annotation, cellular component: dystrophin-associated glycoprotein complex; intracellular anatomical structure; synapse. The record is from RefSeq and is a predicted model, not a curated record. Gene Ontology annotation, molecular function: structural molecule activity; protein binding. The coding region runs from base 86 to 1651 and encodes 521 amino acids. The transcript has 7 exons. NCBI's taxonomy places the organism in Eukaryota, Metazoa, Chordata, Mammalia, Rodentia, Muridae.
UCGGGCGGGAAGGGGGAAGCGCGGAGGCUGCCUGACUGGAAUCGAGGGAGCUGCAGCGACGGCGGCUGCGGGAGCAGGGCUGGCCAUGGCGGUGUGGACGCGGGCCACCAAAGCGGGGCUGGUGGAGCUGCUUCUGAGGGAGCGCUGGGUGCGGGUGGUGGCCGAACUCAGUGGCGAGAGCCUGAGCCUGACGGGCGACGCCGCGGCGGUCGAGCCUGAACCGCCGGCGGUCGCCUUCAACGGUCUCCCGAACGGCGGCGGCGGCGGAGACUCGCUGCCCGGGAGCCCGAACCGCGGCCUGGGGCCGCCCAGCCCUCCCGCGCCGCCCCGCGGUCCGGCUGGGGAAGCGAGCGCCUCGCCGCCCGUGCGCCGAGUGCGAGUGGUGAAGCAGGAGGCGGGCGGCCUGGGCAUCAGCAUCAAGGGCGGCCGAGAGAACCGGAUGCCGAUCCUCAUCUCCAAGAUCUUCCCAGGGCUGGCGGCCGACCAGAGCCGGGCGCUGCGGCUAGGCGACGCCAUCCUGUCGGUGAACGGCACCGACCUGCGCCAGGCCACCCACGACCAGGCCGUGCAGGCGCUGAAGCGCGCGGGCAAGGAGGUGCUGCUGGAGGUCAAGUUCAUCCGAGAAGUAACACCAUAUAUCAAGAAGCCAUCGUUAGUAUCAGAUCUGCCGUGGGAAGGUGCCUCUCCCCAGUCACCGAGCUUCAGUGGCAGUGAAGACUCUGGCUCUCCAAAGCAUCAGAACACCACCAAGGACAGGAAGGUCAUCCCUCUCAAAAUGUGCUUUGCUGCUAGAAACCUAAGCAUGCCCGAUCUGGAGAACAGAUUGAUAGAGCUACAUUCUCCUGAUAGCAGGAACACCUUGAUCUUACGCUGCAAGGAUACGGCCACAGCACACUCCUGGUUCGUAGCUAUCCACACCAACAUAAUGGCUCUCCUCCCACAGGUACUGGCUGAGCUCAAUGCCAUGCUUGGUGCAACCAGUACAGCGGGAGGCAGCAAGGAAGUCAAGCAUAUUGCCUGGCUGGCAGAGCAGGCAAAACUAGAUGGUGGGAGACAGCAGUGGAGGCCUGUUCUCAUGGCUGUGACUGAGAAGGAUUUGCUACUUUAUGACUGUAUGCCGUGGACAAGAGAUGCCUGGGCAUCGCCGUGCCACAGCUACCCUCUUGUUGCCACCAGGUUGGUUCAUUCAGGUUCUGGAUGUCGGUCACCUUCCCUUGGAUCUGACCUUACCUUUGCUACCAGGACGGGCUCUCGGCAGGGCAUUGAGAUGCAUCUCUUCAGGGUUGAAACGCAUCGGGAUUUGUCGACCUGGACCAGAAUACUUGUCCAGGGCUGUCAUGCUGCUGCUGAGCUGAUCAAGGAAGUCUCCCUAGGCUGCACCUUAAGUGGCCAAGAUGUAAGAUUCACUGUCCACUAUGAGCACGGGUUCACGAUCACCAGAGACAAUGGCGGCACCAGCAGCAUAUUGUACCGCUAUCCCUUUGAACGGCUGAAGAUGUCUGCUGAUGAUGGAAUCAGAAACCUCUACUUGGAUUUUGGUGGUCCUGAGGGAGAACUGACUAUGGAUCUGCAUUCUUGUCCAAAGCCGAUUGUGUUUGUCUUGCACACAUUCUUAUCUGCCAAAGUCACUCGCAUGGGACUGCUUGUGUGAGCAGCAGGAGUGGAGAAAGACUGCCUCAAGAAGCGUUUCCACCUCAGAAGAUGACAUAAGACAAGCAACAACAACACAGAAGCACAAACUGAAGCCCUUGCUCCCUCCCUCCAUCACAGUGCCUUCCCGAGGACCUGCAGACCACUGCUGGACCACAACAGGGUUUUAGGAAGGGCUGACCUUUCCCACACAGCCUUGGUCAGAAAUUCUAGAACUGUAAUGAGCUCCAAAUCAAAGCUGUCGAUUUAGCGAUUUAGCGUCUCUUUUUCAUGAUGUGAUCUCUAAGUAAUUAGGUUUAUUUCCCGUUUUGAAGGCUGGCUCUUUGGGUCUCUCUUUGGAUGUAAACAAUAGCCAAAAGGGGUUCUCCUUUUCUCUCCGUAGGAAUCAUUUGGGCAUAGCCUUGAGCUUGUCGCUCCCCAGGUGCUAGUGUGUAGCCGCCAUCCCUCAGGCAUAUCCCACACAGGUCAAUUGCACCUUGGUGUUAACGUUUUUUACCUUGGAAAUCCCCGAGCAUCAUCCCCACAGGUUCCUCUGCCCACCCUGGCUCUCACUGACCCCACCCUGCCCACCCCUAGCACCAACUCCGCCACCCAUAAGUGCUGCCUUUAGGACUCAGAACUUGCACAGUCCGGUUGCCUUUCCUUCACUCCUCUUUUUUUGUGGUGUCCAAGUUGAAAAGCAAGUUGGACCACUGCUCUGAAAGGAGUUUUGCUUUCUUCAGUUUAUAUUGAGUUUGUAUUUGGUAGGAGCCAGGGGAGGGUCUACAGUUUAUUUUGAAAGAUCCUCAUUUUAAGCUAAGCCAUUUCUUAUCGCUUACCAAGUGUGCCUUUGGUUAGGCUCCGUGGAGCUUCAUUAGUGUCUGGACGAAGAGGUCCCAUCGAGCUUUCAGGAGUCCUCCUUCAGGUCAGUUCCUUAAAGAUGUCUGUCGGUGGUAAUUUUGUGGGUCAAGAUGCCACAUUGAGUGGCACAA